CCGCUGCCGAAGCGAAGGCGAGGGGAGUCAUGGGACCCUUUUCGCCCCGCAUCUGCGAAUCAGCCGCACCAUUCCGAGAUCGCCAUUUUGUGCGCAACGCCAGUCGUCGGCCGCGAUUCCAUGGCCUCCCGGACAGCUUCGCCACUGCGAGCCAGCAAGCUGACCCAUGGCCACUAGUCGUGCGGCGGGAGGCAGUGGAGGAGACGAGCCGUCGACUUCCGCCGCGGAUGACCAGCCCCCAGGGCUGGCCAAGCCGUUGCACCUGCAGCGGAUCGAGCGGGCCGUCAAGCUCGACAACUUCAUCAGCUUCAUCCACAACUACUUCUCGACGCCCCUCAAUGACGACGCCGAGGACACGGAGGCUGAGAGCUUGUCGGACAUCGACGAGGAUGGUGAUGUGCUCAAUGGUGGCGGUGGUGGCGAGAGCACCACCCAGUCUGAGACAGACCGGCGCGCAGAGAAGAUGAAGCUGUACAACUUUGACAAUGUGAAGAAGAGCCGGCGCUGGCUUAAGAACGUGCUGCUCAGCGACACUUCGUCCUCAGAGGAGGACAACUCGCCCACUGAGGACGACCUCCAGGACUGGCUGCGCUUCCACAAGCUGCGGCAGAUCGCCAGGGCCGAGCUCAACGCUGACCCUGAGCUGCGGCAGUACCAGUACUACGGUGUGGGCAUGCUCUCCCAGCACGACCCGUUCCCCGAGCACCAGAAGGCGUUCCUGGGAAACAAGAAGAAGGCCAAGGAGAAGAGGGCCAUGGAGCGGAAGAAAGCCAAGCUAAAGCGGAUAAAGGUAGAGCCCGACUAUGACGACGACUCGUUCAACCAGGACAAUUCGGAAGGCGAAGCUGCCAGCCUGGACGACUCGCGUCGUAGCCCGGACAGCAUGUGCGGUGAUGGGCCGGGUCCCAACAACAUGGCCGGCGGGGGGUCACGACCCCACGGUCGCAAGAAGAGCGCCGCAGCCCAUGAAGCCUCCAUGAACCUCAAGCGGAGGCGUCUCUGGGUGGCCCUGGCGAAGAAGGAGAUCGCAAGGGCGCAGAAACAGAAGGUCAAUGCCCACAAGGAGAUGUUGACAAAUGCAAAGAAGCUUGCGGUGGCAUGCCAGCGAGAGGUGAGGCGCUCGGCGCUGGGCGCCCAGAAGACUGGUCGGGACGUGGCAGGGGGCCGCGCCCGGCGACUGGCGCGGGAGAUGGCCCUCUACUGGAAGCGCUACGAGAAGGUCGAGAAAGAGCACCGCAAGCGGGCCGAGCGCGAGGCGCAGGAGCAGCUGCGCAUGGACAUCGAGCUGCGCGAGGCCAAGCGGCAGCAGAGGAAGCUCAACUUCCUCAUCACCCAGACGGAGCUGUACGCGCACUUCAUGAGCCGCAAGAUAUCGGGCGGCGGACCGGAUCUCCGUCAGGACGAGAUCCUUCAGAACCUGGAUGAGUCGGCUUCAGGCUCGCGGUCCAGCUCGCUCCUCGAUGCAGAGGAUGACGAUUAUGAUAAAGAAGUUGUGAAGGCACAAGCUUUGAGGAACGCAGAGGACGCAUAUAGGGCACACCAGGCUAAGACCGAAGGAUUCGACGCGGAAGUGAAGUGUCUGAAGAGUCAGACAAAGAAGGGAGCAUCGUCGCAGAACGAUUUGAACGAGGACUUCAGAGUGACGGCCGACCCGAACCUGGCAACCGAAGACAUCAGCCAACCGCACAUGUUCGAAGGGAAGCUGAAGAGCUAUCAACUCAAGGGCAUGAACUGGCUGUACAGCCUCUACGACAAAGGCAUCAACGGCAUCCUCGCCGACGAGAUGGGCCUCGGCAAGACUGUGCAGACCAUCGCCUUCCUGGCCGCACUAGCCGAGGUUCAGAACAUCUGGGGUCCGUUCCUGGUCAUUGCCCCCGCAUCCACCUUGCACAACUGGCAGCAGGAACUAACCAAGUUUGUUCCCAAGUUCAGGGUGGUGCCCUACUGGGGCAACACGAGCGACCGCAAGGUGCUGCGCCAGUUCUGGAACGGCAUGCACCAGCUGGGGGGCGAGCGGGCCUCCUUCCACGUGGUGGUCACCUCGUACCAGCUGGUGGUGCAGGACGUCAAGUACUUCCAGCGCAUCCACUGGCAGUACAUGGUGCUCGACGAGGCACAGGCCAUCAAGAGCACCUCCAGCGUCCGGUGGAAGAUCCUGCUGUCGUUUCACUGCCGCAAUCGGCUGCUCCUCACGGGUACACCAAUCCAGAACACCAUGGCAGAGCUGUGGGCCCUGCUUCACUUCAUCAUGCCAACACUGUUCGACUCGCACGAGGAGUUCAACGAGUGGUUCUCGCGAGACAUUGAGAGCCACGCUGAGAACAAGUCCACCAUCGACGAGAAGCACCUGUCCCGCCUACACAUGAUACUCAAGCCCUUCAUGCUGCGCCGCAUCAAGAAGGACGUCGAGAACGAGCUCUCGGACAAGAUUGAGGUGCAGGUGUACUGCUGGCUGGCGCAGCGCCAGAAGGCCCUCUACCAGGGCCUGCGCAACAAGAUCUCCAUCGAAGACCUGAUGCAGUCGUCGGGAGCCGCCUCGUCCCAGGCGCAGUCGGCCACCUCCUCUCUCAUGAACCUCGUCAUGCAGUUCCGAAAGGUCUGCAACCACCCAGACCUGUUUGAGAGGCGAGAAGUCCGCUCGCCGUACCACUUGAAGGGCUCCACGUUUGAGCUGUCUCGAUUUCUAUUCUCCCGGGGCGUCCUAAGUGGCUGGAACGACCACCACAGCCGAUGGCCCAACAUCUUCCACCCGAGCCACGUUCACCACUCGAUUUUCAAGCAAGCAGAAGGACGACCCGCGAGCAGCUUCUCCUUCUGCCGGUUCGUCGGCCUGUCCGCGGAACUCGCCAAGAUCAUGCUGUGUAGCCUGCUGGAGAGGUUCCUUGCCAUUGUGAAGGAGCUCAAAGAAGCACAGCGGAGGCACCACUGCUACGUCUGGCAUAGGCACGACAAGGACUCUAGCAAAUCCAGCAGGCGGGUGUCUCCCCAAGACUUGCUCGUGAGCCGGCACACCCCGCUGGGCGCCGCAUCGCUGGCGCAGGGAGGCACGCUGAGCCAGCUGGUGUUCGCCACGGACCGGCGGUGCUACGGCUUCACCGACCACCGCAUCCAUGCCAUGGCCGAGACGACGGCACACCGGGAGAUGCGGCGUCGCAAGCUCCGCAACCCGCGCCACGCGCACCACCAUCACCACCACCACCAUCACCAUCAUCACCACCCCCACGGCGGCGACGGGGCGACUCCCAGUGGCAGUUCGACAACGGCAGCGACUGUGAUACCGACCUCUCCAGUUUCGCAGCCUGGUACGAGUGGGGAGGCCCAGUCUAAGAAGCCGUCGCAUCCUCCACCGGCAAGUCCUCCACCACUGCCCGAGUUCCCGCACCGGCAACGACCGGUUCAGGUUCGGAAGUGCAUACCGACGGAUCUGCCUCGGUUCCUGGUCUCCUGCGUGGCGCCACGGGUGACAGCAGAGCCCUGGAACAUUGAGUGCCUGUCGAACCGCGCCCUCUGGUGGUGGCGAGGGGUGCAGGCGUGCGGCAGCCCCGAUGCCCAGCGGUGGUGGCGGACUGGUUCGAUAAGCCCCGAACCUCCGGCUCCGGGGUUCGAGCCCCGGGACCCACCGGAAGGGGGCAUUGCGUCUGCCAGACCUUUCCACGGGUGGUCACACAUCUCAAUACCAGACAAGGAGACUCUGGUGACGGACUCGGGCAAGCUCCAGGUCCUGGACCAGCUCCUGCGGAAGUUGAAAGCUGGGGGCCACCGAGUGCUCAUCUACUCGCAGAUGACACGCAUGAUCGAUCUCCUCGAAGAGUACAUGUGGCAUCGCAAGCACACGUACAUGCGGUUGGAUGGCUCCUCCAAGAUCUCUGACCGGAGGGACAUGGUUGCCGACUUCCAGGCCAGGUCGGACAUCUUCGUGUUCCUCCUUAGCACACGUGCUGGUGGUCUUGGAAUCAACCUCACAGCUGCAGACACGGUGAUCUUCUACGACAGCGACUGGAACCCGACUGUGGACCAGCAGGCCAUGGACCGUGCCCACCGUCUGGGCCAGACCAAGCAGGUGACCGUGUACCGGCUCCUCUGCAAGGGCUCGAUCGAGGAGCGCAUCCUUCAGAGGGCGCGGGAGAAGAGUGAGAUCCAGCGCAUGGUGAUCAGUGGCGGCAACUUCAAGCCCGACACGCUCAAGCCCAAGGAGGUUGUGUCUCUGCUUCUGGACGACGCCGAGCUGGAGCGCAAGUUCCGACAGCGUCAGGAGGAACGGAAGCAGCUGGAGGACAACGUCGAGAAGCCCAAGGAGCGCAAGAGGCGAAGCGACAAGGGAGAGAAGCGGGGUCCCCGCAAGAAGAAGAUGGUUGAGCACAAUGUGACGACCAGUGCCCCCACGCCUGUGACAAUGGCAUCAACGCCGCCCCCUACGUUACCUUCACAGCAGGACUCGGAGUCCAUCGUCAGCCUUGACUCGAUUCCACCAAGCCCCUACAGCGAGCGUUCGCUGAGCAGUGUGGCCAUUGCACAAGAUGAUGACAGCAGCGAUGGCCCCCUCAUCGUGGAUGAUGGAAGCCCGUCGAGCACUCCUGUGCCUCCCCUGAACACCUCUGUGGACAGUCCUGGAGCACCAUCUCCGGGCGGCAAGAAGGGCCGAGGCACGGGUCGAAGUCGGGGUCGGCCACGAGGGUCGACACGCAGGGGCGGGGCAGCGCUGCGGGGGCGGGGUUCCAUGCUGGCAGCCGCCGAGCGAGCCGGAGCCCAAGCCGGAGCCCAGGCUGGUUUUGCAGCCUAUGGCUACAGUGUUCCCUGGAAUGGAGCCUCAUCAACAAGUGAGUUGUCUUGGCAACACUGUUGCUCCCUUGCAUGCGAGUCGCUGAGUUUCGGUAGGCACGAGCCCAGUUCAAGCAUUUUUUUAAAUACUUUGGGAGAUACUUUUUUGCUAAGCUGAUGGA
Dermacentor silvarum is the source of this 4940-nucleotide messenger RNA. RefSeq names its product chromatin-remodeling ATPase INO80-like (gene Ino80). Gene Ontology annotation, cellular component: Ino80 complex. The record is from RefSeq and is a predicted model, not a curated record. Gene Ontology annotation, molecular function: DNA binding; ATP-dependent chromatin remodeler activity; histone binding. Gene Ontology annotation, biological process: DNA repair. Lineage: Eukaryota; Metazoa; Arthropoda; Arachnida; Ixodida; Ixodidae.